CAGUGCGCUUUCUCCGCCCAGUACCGUCGGUAACCAUAGCGAACACAAUCAUCGGAAACGCUCGAGUCCAGAAUGACGAAUCUUAAAUAUUGCGUGAGAAUUCCAUGCAUGCCAGUCAGUAGGAUAGUUCAUGCAUGACACACCGCCGUAACCUGGUAGUUUCUAUCGAUUGGUAAAUCCCAAAUGUGCCAUGGAAACUUUUAUCUUCAAGUGAGGCCUGUUGAUACAGGUUUGUUUAGUUGCCUGGUAGUUUAUAGCGUGGAUUACAAUGCAUUCAAAUUACGGAUCCAUGAUGGACCUGGGCUCGGAUUACGUGAAAAUUAAAGCGCACUACAGCGGGGACAUGCUAAUCACGGACUUGGCUGCCACAGUAACCUACAUGGGACUAUGUGAGGAGGUGAGGGUGAUGUGCAGCCUGGCCCAGCAGCAGCCAAUCACUCUCAAGUGGAUCGACGAUGAGGGAGACCCAUGUACCAUCUCCUCUCAGAUGGAACUGCAGGAGGCCUUCCGGAUCUACAGCCGCAACAGGAACUCAGGACUCCUGCUGCACGUCUUCCCCAGUAUCCCAGUGAAGCCAGGUAUGCCAUGUCCAGGAGAAGACCAAUCGAUCUACCGCCGCGGGGCCAGAAGAUGGAGGAAGCUCUACCGAGUCAACGGACACCUCUUCCAGGCCAAGCGCUUUAACAGGAAAGCGUACUGUGGCCACUGCAGUGAAAGGAUAUGGGGGCUGGGGAGGCAGGGCUACAAGUGUAUCAACUGCAAACUGCUGGUCCAUAAGCGCUGUCACACACUUGUCCCUCUGACCUGCCAAAGGCAUAUGGAGCCAGUCAUGCCAUCACAGGAGCCCCCUUUAGAUGAGAAGAGUGAAGAGGUGGACCUCCUCCCUCAAGACACAGAGGAUACAGAUGGAAUACCUUUCCUACCACACAAUUGCAAGAUGGACAAAGUUGAAGAGGACUCAGAGGAUAUCAAAGCGGUGGUAGAUGGGAUCGAAGGCAUCAAGAUCUCCCAGGGGCUGGCGUUGGGCUUGGGGGACUUCGACCUGAUCCGGGUGAUCGGCCGUGGCAGCUACGCCAAGGUGCUGCUGGUGCGACUCAAGAAGAACGAACAGAUAUACGCCAUGAAGGUGGUCAAGAAGGAACUGGUGCACGACGAUGAGGACAUUGACUGGGUGCAGACAGAGAAGCACGUGUUUGAGCAGGCGUCUACCAAUCCGUUCUUAGUGGGCCUUCACUCCUGCUUUCAGACAGAGAGCCGGUUAUUUCUCGUGAUCGAGUACGUCAACGGAGGGGAUCUGAUGUUUCAUAUGCAACGGCAACGGAAACUACCAGAAGAACAUGCAAGAUUCUAUGCUGCUGAAAUUUGUAUCGCUCUGAAUUUCCUGCAUGAAAAGGGAAUCCUCUACCGAGAUUUGAAACUGGACAACGUCCUCUUGGAUCACGAGGGACACAUCAAGCUGACAGACUACGGGAUGUGCAAGGAGGGCAUAAGACCAGGAGACACCACCAGUACAUUCUGUGGAACCCCCAACUACAUAGCCCCUGAGAUCCUCAGAGGGGAAGACUACGGGUUCAGUGUAGACUGGUGGGCGUUAGGUGUGCUCAUGUUUGAGAUGAUGGCCGGGAGGUCCCCUUUCGACAUCAUCACCGACAAUCCUGACAUGAACACAGAGGAGUACCUCUUCCAAGUUAUUCUCGAAAAGCCCAUUCGCAUCCCAAGGUCUCUGUCGGUGAAGGCCGCCAGCGUGCUGAAGGGCUUUUUAAACAAGGACCCCAAAGAGCGGCUGGGUUGCCAGGUCCAAACGGGCUUCUCUGACAUCAAGUCGCACACGUUUUUCCGCAGUAUAGACUGGGACCAGCUGGAGAAGAAACAGAUGGCCCCGCCCUUCAAGCCCCAGAUCGCAGACGACUAUGGCCUGGAGAACUUUGACACCCAGUUCACUAACGAACCAGUGCAGCUAACACCAGACGAUGAGGACGUCAUCAAGAGAAUAGACCAGUCUGAGUUUGAGGGAUUUGAAUACAUCAACCCUCUGCUGCUAUCCGCAGAGGAGUCUGUAUGAGGGAGAAGAGACCUCUUCUCCCACCUGUGUCUGUCCACCCCCCCUCUCAGCCAAAUCUAUGAACAACUCCCUCUGGGAUGGAGGGAGGACAAGAAACUCCUGGCUUUGCACGAGGUUCGAGGACAUGAGUGCGAAACUGAUACUUUUUUUUCUUUGUGGAUCCCCCAUAAUGCAUUGCAUUAUUUUGUCACCUGGGAAAAACUCUUUGGAGGUGGUCAACAUAAAAAAAGGACACAGGAACAUUUCCAAAACCUGGUUGUUGAUUGUCUUCACGUUUUUUGUUUGUUUCCCCAACAACUCCAUCUCUGUGUCAGCAGCACGGCUGGCUAUGACAUUUCAACAACAGAAAGCGACUUCAUUCUGUGCCUGCCAUCGUAAAACAGAUUUGACAGUCCCGCCCCUCGCAUCCCUGGAUGGAAUAUGACAGUUCUACGACUAGAACUUGAAGUUAUGUGCACUUUGUUUUGUUAAUUCAUUUUUUGUUUGUUUUUUUUACUUGUAGGAGGCUCCGCUGCCUCGAGCAAAAUAAGAAUGUACAAUGACGAAGGAAAAAAUGAUGAUACAAGUUAUUGUGUAUUAUAAUGUAGGUAGCAACUCCAAAUUGAUGAUGCCUUUCUAUUGAUGCAAAGUGGCACGUUUUAUUCAUGACCAUGAACUUUCUUUUUGUUCGUUUUCCUCAGCAUUGAUUUUCA
Messenger RNA from Oncorhynchus tshawytscha (Chinook salmon), 2754 nucleotides. RefSeq names its product protein kinase C zeta type-like. Gene Ontology annotation, biological process: protein phosphorylation. The transcript has 18 exons. The coding region runs from base 269 to 2062 and encodes 597 amino acids. The record is from RefSeq and is a predicted model, not a curated record. Lineage: Eukaryota; Metazoa; Chordata; Actinopteri; Salmoniformes; Salmonidae. Gene Ontology annotation, molecular function: ATP binding; protein serine/threonine kinase activity; protein binding.